Messenger RNA from Leopardus geoffroyi (Geoffroy's cat), 5607 nucleotides. It is a transcript of the gene SLC4A5, whose product is annotated as solute carrier family 4 member 5. Lineage: Eukaryota; Metazoa; Chordata; Mammalia; Carnivora; Felidae. The transcript is spliced from 24 exons. Gene Ontology annotation, biological process: bicarbonate transport; monoatomic anion transport; regulation of intracellular pH. Gene Ontology annotation, molecular function: monoatomic anion transmembrane transporter activity; sodium:bicarbonate symporter activity; solute:inorganic anion antiporter activity. The record is from RefSeq and is a predicted model, not a curated record. The coding region runs from base 705 to 3815 and encodes 1036 amino acids. Gene Ontology annotation, cellular component: plasma membrane.
AGGCCCCGGGGAGUCUGAGGGCAAAUCCUACCUCUGCCUUUAUAAAGGGGCCUGAGGAGAGGUGCUGGGGCUCUCCUGGAGCCCUCAUGGGGGAGGCGGGACAGAGGCAGUUCCGCCAGUGUUCUCACAGACCCACAGUUGUUCCACCCUGCCCCUGCCACCGUGAAGACCCAGCUGCCUGUUCCAGCCUCUGCGCUGCUGAGCCCCUCUCUCUCCAGUGCACUUGAGGACCCCCACCCCUCACACUGCUCUCUCACAUUCUUCCCUCUCAUUCUCUCUCUCUCUCACACAUUCUCUCUCUCUCACACACACACUUCUCUCAUACUGUAUCUUUAAUUCACCCUCAGUAUAGUCUUUCUCUCACACUACAUCUCUUUUCUCUCCCACAUAUAGCCUUCUCUCUCUACCACCCGUCUUUCACGCAUUCCUUCCCUCUCUCUGUUUCUCUCCCUCUUCUCUCCCUACACCUCCCCUGGUGCAUAAUUGGAAACAAAGUGAGUUUGUUGUGACCGGUGGGGAAGAGGACGUUUGGAGGCAGUGGCCAGGGCGGCAGCAGCAGAGACAGGCUGGGGCCAGAAGCCGUGCCGACAGCCGGAGACCUCAGUGCUCAGCUCUUCCAGGGAGCAGGGUCUCCAGCUGCUGAGCAGCUCCAGGACAUCCUGGGGGAGGAAGAUGAGGCUCCCAACCCUACCCUCUUCACAGAGAUGGACACUCUGCAGCAUGACGGAGACCAGAUGGAGUGGAAGGAGUCAGCCAGGUGGAUAAAGUUUGAAGAAAAGGUAGAGGAAGGAGGCGAGCGCUGGAGCAAGCCCCAUGUGUCCACACUGUCGCUGCACAGCCUCUUCGAGCUCCGGACCUGCUUGCAGACGGGGACGGUGCUGCUGGAUUUGGACAGUGGCUCCUUACCACAGAUCAUAGAUGAUGUCAUCGAGAAGCAAAUUGAGGACGGCCUUCUGCGACCAGAGCUCCGGGAGAGGGUCAGCUAUGUCCUCCUGAGGAAACACCGUCACCAAACCAAAAAGCCCAUCCAUCGCUCCUUGGUUGACAUUGGAAAGUCCGUCUCUUCCACCACCAAUCGCAGCCCAGCCCGGAGCCCAGUGGCUGGUCCAAGCCUACACCACUCCACCGAGGACCUGAGGAUGCGGCAAAGCGCCAAUUACGGAAGGCUGUGUCACGCCCAGAGCAGGAGCAUGAAUGAUAUUUCUCGCACCCCAAACACAGACCAGCGGAAAAACAAAUUCAUGAAGAAGAUCCCCAAGGACUCAGAAGCCUCCAAUGUACUCGUGGGUGAGGUGGACUUCCUGGACCAGCCAUUUAUUGCCUUUGUGCGUCUCAUCCAGUCAGCCAUGCUGGGAGGAGUGACUGAGGUCCCUGUCCCCACCAGAUUUCUGUUCAUAUUGCUUGGACCUUCUGGGAGAUCAAAAUCCUACAAUGAAAUUGGCCGUGCCAUUGCAACCCUCAUGGUAGACGAUCUCUUCAGUGACGUGGCCUAUAAAGCCCGAAAUCGGGAAGAUCUGAUAGCAGGGAUUGAUGAAUUUCUGGAUGAGGUCAUCGUCCUUCCCCCUGGAGAAUGGGACCCAAAUAUCCGAAUUGAGCCCCCCAAGAAAGUGCCCUCUGCUGAUAAGAGGAAAUCCGUGUUCUCCUUGACGGAGCUAGGCCAGAUGAACGGCUCUGUGGGCGGAGGCGGAGCGGUUGCUGGAGGCGGCGCGGGAGGCGGCGGCAGUGGCGGCGGGGCCGGCGGAGGGAGCAGCGGGGAAGACGGAGAGAUGCCAGCCAUGCACGAAAUCGGGGAAGAGCUUAUCUGGACGGGAAGGUUCUUCGGUGGCCUGCGUCUGGAUAUCAAGAGGAAGCUGCCCUGGUUCCUAAGUGAUUUCUACGAUGGCUUCCACAUUCAGUCCAUCUCUGCCAUCCUGUUCAUCUACCUCGGCUGUAUCACCAACGCAAUCACCUUUGGUGGGCUUCUGGGGGAUGCCACUGACAAUUAUCAGGGAGUGAUGGAGAGCUUCCUAGGCACUGCCAUGGCCGGCUCCUUGUUCUGCCUCUUCUCGGGACAGCCCCUCAUCAUCCUCAGCAGCACAGGGCCCAUCCUCAUCUUUGAGAAGCUCCUCUUCGACUUCAGCAAAGGCAAUGGCCUGGACUACAUGGAGUUCCGCCUCUGGAUUGGCCUACACUCAGCCAUCCAGUGCCUUAUCCUGGUGGCCACGGAUGCCAGCUUUAUCAUCAAGUAUAUCACCCGCUUCACUGAAGAGGGAUUCUCCACCCUCAUCAGCUUCAUCUUCAUCUAUGAUGCCAUCAAGAAGAUGAUCGGUGCCUUCAAGUACUACCCCAUCAACAUGGACUUUAAGCCUGACUCCAUCACCACCUACAAAUGCGAGUGUGUCGCCCCUGACACAGCGAAUACAACCGUGUUCAAUGCUUCAGCCCUGCUGACGCCAAACACCAACACCUCUCUGUACAACCCCCUUAACCUCACAGCGCUGGACUGGUCCCUGCUGAGCAAGAAGGAGUGUCUGAACUAUGGUGGGCAGCUGCUGGGGAAUUCCUGCCAGUUCAUCCCAGACCUGGCACUCAUGUCCUUCAUCCUUUUCUUUGGGACGUACUCCAUGACCCUGACCCUGAAGAAGUUCAAAUUCAGCCGCUAUUUCCCUACCAAGGUCCGGGCUCUGGUAGCAGACUUUUCCAUUAUCUUCUCCAUCCUGCUCUUCUGUGGAAUUGAUGCCUGUUUUGGUCUGGCAACCCCCAAGCUGCAUGUGCCCAGCGUCAUCAAGCCUACGCGGCCUGACCGAGGUUGGUUCGUGGCCCCCUUUGGGAAGAACCCGUGGUGGGUGUACCUGGCGAGCAUCCUGCCUGCCCUGUUGGUGACCAUCCUGAUCUUCAUGGACCAGCAGAUCACAGCCGUCAUAGUCAACCGGAAGGAGAACAAGCUGAGGAAGGCUGCUGGCUACCAUCUGGACCUGUUUUGGGUGGGCAUCCUCAUGGCCCUGUGCUCUUUCAUGGGGCUCCCCUGGUAUGUGGCAGCCACGGUCAUCUCCAUCGCCCACAUCGACAGCCUCAAGAUGGAGACGGAGACCAGUGCCCCUGGGGAGCAGCCCCAGUUUCUGGGGGUCAGGGAACAAAGAGUGACCGGCACCAUUGUCUUCAUCCUGACGGGCAUCUCUGUCUUCCUGGCUCCUAUCCUGAAGUACAUCCCCUUGCCCGUGCUGUAUGGAGUCUUUCUCUACAUGGGCGUGGCCUCCCUGAAUGGCAUCCAGUUCUGGGAACGCUGCAAGCUCUUCCUGAUGCCAGCCAAGCACCAGCCAGACCACGCCUUUCUGCGGCACGUGCCCCUGCGCCGAAUCCACCUCUUCACCCUGGUGCAAAUACUCUGCCUGGCAGUGCUCUGGAUCCUCAAGUCCACGAUGGCCGCCAUCAUCUUCCCGGUCAUGAUCCUGGGCCUCAUCAUCGUUCGAAGGCUUCUGGACCUCAUCUUCUCCCAGCAUGAUUUGGCCUGGAUUGACAAUAUCCUCCCAGAGAAAGAGAAGAAGGAGACGGAUAAGAAGAAGAAGAGAAGGAAAGGGGUCCCUGAGGACAGUGAUGAGGAGGAAAAAGAUCUUCCAGUUGGAGUUACUCAUUCUGAUUCUUCCUUCAGUGACUCAGACCUUGACCGAAGCAUCACUUUGCACUUCAGAAUUUCCUGUCCAGCUUCACCUGCUUUCAACUACUCACAGAGCCCAGUGUUCAUGGUGCCACAGGUGAAGAUAGAAAUGGAGUCAGACUGUGACUUCACAGAUGUGGACAGAUAUGGAAGAGAAACUGACGGCGAGACCACCCUCUAGGACGCAGCUUCCCCCAGAUGUGGUUUAAUCUUCACUGUGGAAGGACAUGGUUUAAUCUUCAUUGUGACGUCGGGGCCGAAUCCCUGAACUUCCCUGUGCCGGUUUCCUUAUUUGCCAAACCGAGGGUCACUCCACUGGAUAAAAAACUGAUCUGUGGGUGAAAAGUACUACUUAUGUGCAAAGCUAUCUCCUUUUUGUAGUUAUGAAAACAACAAAGGAAACAUACUUUAUUUUAAAAUGCCGUCCAGGAUAGAAAUUAUAACAUGUCUUGAAAUGAAAAAAAUGCUUGCCUCCCCAAAUUAUAGCUAGGAUAAACGGGCAAUAGUAAAUUUUUAUUAAAACAAAUAUCAAUUAGAUUUUUUUUUAAGUUUAGAUUUUAAAGUAUCUAGAUGGUCUUGAAAGAACUAUUAAAAUGCUCACACUUCAGUACACCAACGUUGGAAAGUUUGUUUUGCAACUUGGCAUUGGGAAGAAAUAUUUCAAAGGUCCUAUCUUUCCCUAUCUCAUUCAGUUUUCAAAGGGUCAUUUGUCAAGUCUGAACCAUCUGCAUGCAUUGCGGCCUUGUUCCAGCACAGAAGUGUGACUGGAGCUUUCCCAGAUUGAAAAGCCAGUUGUGAAAGUCUGUUAAUGAAAGAACCAACACAUUAGAGUGGGUAAAUGUUUCUAAAAUAAAAUUGUUCUUGUUAAAGUGAAACUUCAAACCACGUUACAUCAACAAAAUGACCCUUUAAAUUAAUAGCACUGGUUUUUCACAUCCAGAAUAAGAUUUCUUUACACCUUCAGGUAGGCUCUUCCUACAAGUUUUCAAUGGUCUGAUUCCCAAAGUCAAACUCCCAUCCACAUGACUGCUGCAUGUUAGGCAGAGCUAAUGUAAAAUAUUAAAUUAUAACUUUGCAGUAUUAGAUUACUACUUUAAAGGAAUGAUUAGAAGCCAAGUUGGAUAGAUUAAUGACGCAUUAGUAAAGAAGCAUGAAACUUACUAUCAGUCUGUCUUCAAUCCCCAUUUGACAAACAUCAACAUUAUUUAUUUAACACCUACUAUGUGCCUGAUAGCCGCAAUGCAUCUGACAUUUACUGUCUCCAAAACAACUAUGGAUUUGAAUUUCAAGUAAAUCUCUUUGGUUAGUCGCCACAUUUACUCAAGAUUACAAAUGCAGGUGCUUUUUUCUUUAUUCUUUUCUAUUUUUUAAAGACAAAUGACACUAGAUCAUUAACAUUUGGGUACUAGGACAGCUAAUUGCCUCUGCGAUCUUCAGAGCCUUGUACAGUGCCUGGUCCAUGGAAAAACUCUCAGUGUUUAUUAAAUCUCAGAGCUCCUUUCCAAGGGAUACUGCCAAGAGGUAAAGCUCUAAACCUCUCCCACUUGAUCACAGCAGAAUGACUAAGCUGCUCACUACUCCAGAACCAUCCCCUGAAUUUAAGUGCAAAUUCUGUAUCUUUAUCUGCACCAAUCCUGGAAGAGCUAACAAUCUACCCUUAACAUUUAUUUUAAAACUUAGCUGAUUUCCAAUGGCACUUUGUCCAAAUUAAACUGUAGAAAUGUUAUGGAUUCCGGAGUAAAUGUGCUUGAUUAAUCAAACAAGUUGGAAAACUAUGAUGUUAGUUUUUUGUUGUUGUAAAUUGAUCACUGUAAUUUCCACCUUCUAUGUCAUUUAUAUUUUGUACACACAUGAACUUUGUAAUUUUGAUAGCUUUUUAACAGGUUGACAUAUUGUUACUUCUCCUUGCAGUAGGUCAGAACUAUUUUCCCAUUUGUAACUAUAAUUCAAUAAAACUUAAUCCUGUCUGCUCA